UAAAUGGACCGUUUAAGCUAUCUUGGCAUUUGACUUUUCUUGUCCUACUCGUUUUUUUGUUAAACAUUUGACUUACUGACAUCUUCGGUUUCAGAGGCAGCAAUUUGGGUUUGAUCUCUGCUUGAGACCACUGAAAUGAAGGAGCUUAAAUUAUUGAAAUUGCAGGAGGAAAGCAUUUUAUAUACUCCUCAGGCAUGUGUUCAACUGAACUUGUAUCAGAUUCUAAAUGGAAUCAUCUUGACACAAAUAAGGCAAUCUUCUCAAGUGUCUGCGGUUCAUUGCUUUCAUGGGCUUUUUUUCCAGCUGCUGGAAUUAACAGUGGCCUCCUAUCAUACUGGUUAUCUUGAUCUGUGUUCGCUCUUCAGCUUCUCUAUCUUUAGCAAAGAUUUCGGGGUUUGUUGUGUUCGGGUGGGUUUUUUUACCUUGUUCCGAUGAACUCAGUGUUCUGAACUAUGAGCAGUCCUUGUUGUGGGGUAACGGGUCUGAAAUCCAACUGCUGGGCUGGCUACAGCUGAGCUUUAUGAUCUUGGCGUAGGAAAUAGGUGGUGGUAGGUUUCAGGUCUUGCAGACAUUUGCCUCUUAAGAGUGGGUUUACUCCACAUUUUAAACAUUUCCAUCAUAGGUAGUUUUGUGGGGUGUGCAUAGCUAGCCUGCUUGACCUGGCUCUUAUGUGGGGCUCUUGGCAGGCUCCAUGGUCACCUGAUAAGCUUUCUGAAGGCUCAAAAUAGUCCUGUAUCAGGUCUGGUUAGAAACGAAAAAUUGCUCUUUAAAGUGAAACAUCUGCAAUUUGAGAUACACGAGGUUUUAACCCUUAAUCUGUCAUUCUUCCAUUGUGUGGCAGGUGCCCAGACCCUGCAGGCUGUUCGCUACUUGGCAUUUGGUGUUUGCACCCCAAAUCCUCCUUGGAAGAGAACUACUUAGCACCAAGUUGAACAGUGAGGUAUUCCUGCGGGAAGCUUCUGCUUUGGACAAAUUGCUGUGGUCGUGCGGAAGGAGGCACUCCCGAAAGGCUGUGUUUAAUCCUGGCUGGUCUGUGAGCAGAGGAGUGCAGGGCUGGUGGAUGCCCUUGCCGGGAGCGUAUAUCGGCUCGGUGUUAACGUAAUGGAGAGCGAGGGGUGUGUGGGGAUGGAGAAGGAAGCUGCUGUAAAUGUUCUUCCAUGUCGGGUGUUAUUUGGCGCUUUGAAUCAAUUUGAGGAAACUGUCUCGGGGCCAGCUUGUAGGCAAUGUAGCUGCCAGCUUCUCCCCCGCAGCCCCAGUAAGCAAGUUUUGCUGGUGCUUGGGGAGGAAUCCUGGUCUGUGAGGUGGCAACAAUCCACAGGACUCAAGUGCUUCUGAACCCUCCUGCAACCAAGAACAACAUGAACUCCUGGAAUGCUUCAUGUCGGUGCUUUUUCCUCCCCCCUACCCCUGUGGCAAAGCUGCCUGCUCGUCAUGUUUUAUCCUUGAAGCUGCAAAACUCCGCUCCGCAUGUGUGGUGCUGAGACCUGCAGCCCAUUUAGAAGGCUGCAAUCUAUUUGUAAGUUCAUGUUUGCUACAGGCUGAGCUGCUAAGACUUACUGCAGGCCUGGAAAUUCAAGUCUGCAAGUAAAAGAGAGGACCCUGGAGGAUUUGCUAAUGGCUGUGCUCCUUGCCCAAGCAGGGAAGCUAUUCCAGGUGGUUGUAUCCUGCACAGCUCUGCUGAGGUCUGAUCGUCUUGCAGGAGUCUGGGCUGAUGCUGCUACAAGGUCGGCACGUCGGCUCUGCCUUGGGGAGGAGGUGGGGAGAAAGGAGGCUCACACGGAGAUGAUCAGACUCUCUUCUUUAUCACAAAGGGGGGGUUCUCCCUGACCAGCACGGGGUAAAUGCAGUCAGCAUCAGCUAGAAGUAAGCAUUCAUCUUCCCAACUGGCAUCAGGCGUAGCGAUGGGGUUCUGAGCAUCCAAAAUCUGCCCUGUUGUGAAACCAGGAUAGAGCCAGGAGGAAUGAGAAGCAAACCAGGAACCUGCUUCCAACCGGAGCUGGAUCAUGGGCUUGGCACUGCCCUCCCCAUCCUCUCCCACCUGCGUGCCCGGGCAGCAGCACCCUCCUUGCUUUCCUACCUCUGUUGGGGUUUGUAUCCUGGUAACAUCACUCGUGUUAAGGUGCAGAAAGCUCCCUGCAGUCCUUCGAGCUGCUGUGAGGGCUUUAGCUCCAGGAGGCAUGAACAAAACUCACCCCCAGCGAAACGGUGAUGUAGCUACUUUUGAUUCAACAAAGUCCUUCUCUGAAGAAAGAGGUAAUGCGCGCCGCCAGCCACGCCGUGCCUGCUGGGGCUGCACACAGAGGCACGUCUGCAUCCCUGCUGUGGUACUGCUUGCCCUCGCCGGUGCUGUGGGCUUGGCACUGGCACUGGGACUCCUGCCGCAGGCACCAGUGAACCGCUUCUGUGCAGCCUCCGAUAACCAGACAGGCUUCUUGUGUGAUGACAAGGUGACCUGCAUCCUGGCCAGCCAGGUCUGUGAUAGAGUCAGCAACUGCAGGAAUGGAGAGGAUGAGCAGGAGAAACUGUGCAGUGACUUGCCCCACAGCCUUCCAGGAUUCCUGGUUUUCCGCUGCAGUAACCCUGCGUACUGGGUCUAUGCCGAUCAGAGGUGUAACGGGAUGAACGACUGUGGAGACUGCUCUGACGAGCUAGGGAGCUUGGCCGCCUGCCCCCCGUGUGGGUCAGAGUGGUGGAACUGCAGCCCUGUGCUCUACGAGUACUGCUCCUGCAUCCCCAGGAGGCUGUGCCGGGACAGCAUCCAGCACUGCCUCAGCUGGUCCGACGAGUAUAUCUGCAGGCCGUGAAGUCUUGGCACCCAGCAGCGCUGGUGGCAACAAGGUGCUUCCUGCAUCGUCACCUUUAAGCCUUGGCAUCU
Molecule: messenger RNA, 2875 nt
Organism: Falco peregrinus (peregrine falcon)
Lineage: Eukaryota; Metazoa; Chordata; Aves; Falconiformes; Falconidae
Gene: LDLRAD1
Product: low density lipoprotein receptor class A domain containing 1
Exons: 6
Coding region: 2004-2804 (266 amino acids)
Molecular function (GO): protein binding
Source: RefSeq, a predicted model, not a curated record